This is a messenger RNA of Archocentrus centrarchus (flier cichlid), 717 nucleotides long. RefSeq names its product single stranded DNA binding protein 3b (gene ssbp3b). NCBI's taxonomy places the organism in Eukaryota, Metazoa, Chordata, Actinopteri, Cichliformes, Cichlidae. The record is from RefSeq and is a predicted model, not a curated record. Gene Ontology annotation, biological process: positive regulation of transcription by RNA polymerase II. Gene Ontology annotation, cellular component: nucleus. Gene Ontology annotation, molecular function: single-stranded DNA binding; protein binding. The transcript has 11 exons. The annotation marks the transcript as partial.
AUGUUUCCCAAAGGCAAAGGCACCCCGGUGCCGUCGGACAGCCAAGCACGAGAAAAGUUGGCUCUUUACGUUUAUGAGUAUUUGUUACACAUAGGGGCACAGAAGUCUGCACAGACCUUUUUAUCAGAGAUCCGAUGGGAGAAAAACAUAACACUUGGUGAACCCCCUGGAUUUCUACAUUCCUGGUGGUGUGUAUUCUGGGACUUGUAUUGUGCUGCACCGGAGAGGAGAGAGACAUGUGACCACUCCAGCGAAGCAAAAGCUUUCCAUGAUUAUAGUGCAGCAGCAGCCCCCAGCCCUGUGAUGGGAGGGAUGCCCCCUGGUGAUGGCAUGCCAGGAGGACCAAUGCCACCUGCCUUUUUCCAGGGUCCUCCUGGUCCCCAGGGCUCUCCUCACCCUCAGCCUCCUCCCCCUAACAGUAUGAUGGGACCUCACAGUCAGUCAUUCAUGUCACCUCGCUUUGCUGGAGGCCCAAGAGGUCCACCCAUCAGGAUGGCCAACCAGCCACCCGGUGGAGGACCAGGUCCUCAUCCCAUGCUGCCCAACAUGGACCCCACACGGCCACAAGGUCAUCCUAACUUGGGGCCAAUGCAGAGAAUGAGCGGCCCUCGAGGCAUGGGGCCUAUGGGGCCAGGCCCUCAGAACUUUGGUGGUGGGAUGAGGCCUCCACACAACACCAUGGGUCCUGGUAUGCCAGGAGUAAACAUGGGCCCAGGG